Molecule: messenger RNA, 4379 nt
Organism: Atta colombica
Lineage: Eukaryota; Metazoa; Arthropoda; Insecta; Hymenoptera; Formicidae
Gene: stv
Product: BAG domain-containing protein Samui-like
Exons: 3
Coding region: 608-2647 (679 amino acids)
Biological process (GO): protein stabilization
Cellular component (GO): cytoplasm; cytosol; nucleus
Molecular function (GO): adenyl-nucleotide exchange factor activity; protein-folding chaperone binding
Source: RefSeq, a predicted model, not a curated record
AACCGCAUUUGUAGUGGAUUACGCGCGCGAUCACAGUGAAACGCACGUGCACACGUUUUUUCUUUUUUUUUUUUAUCUCUUUUGCACUACUCGAGGAAAACGGCCUUGAAAAAGUACAGCCGACGAGGCAAGUGAGAAAGAGACGUAUCCUGAGUAUAUAGCGAAUGUCGCUUAUAUAAUCGCGGUGGAGGCAGUGGAGGAGACGAGGAAAAGCCAAGAGAGAAGCACGACGUGUGAGUGUCAGCUAUUGCGAGCGAGCGAGCGAAGUGAGAGAGAUAUAUAUUGGGAGCGAGUGUGAGAGCGAACGAGAGAGAGCGAGAGAGAGAGAAAGAGAGAGAGAGAGAGAGAGAGAGAGAGAGAGAGAGAGAGAGAGAACGCAAGAAAGUGGAGAUUUCGAGAAAAAUCUCGCGGCAAAUCUUUUCUCGGCGUCUUUGCGCUUUCGAGAGCUAAAAAAAAAUUUUGUGCGUGAUAUAUUCCGGAAAAGGAAAGAGAGAAAGAAAGAGGAAAAAGAAAGAAGGAAGGAAAGAAAUUACUUGCUGGUGCAAGCGAGAGAGAGUGCGUGUCGAGUAUCCAAAAACGGACGCGCGGGCUCGAACGGGUCCAGAAAAUGGACUCGCCUGUCAUCGUGGACGCAGCAUCCAAAUUGGGACGAGAGAUCGAUCUGGACCGCUGCUCGUUCCCCGGGUUCCCAUUCGACGACCACGCCGACGUUUUCGAGCGUCCGCGCAGCGACGGCAUCCGCGCGCACCUGGACGACCUUGCGGCGCGCCACCCCGAGUUCGCUGAGCACCUGCGCGGUCCGCCUUGGCCGUUCAGCGGUUCCCUGCUGCGUGACCGUCGCCGCCGACGCCGCGGUUCCGGUGGUAGUAACAACGACGACCAGCAGCAACAAGGUCAACAGCAUCAGGACGAGGACGCGCGUAGUCAAGCAAGUGGUAGCAGUGCCGCGAGUGGUGCGAGUGCCGUCAGCUCGCACAGCGGCGGCGGUGGCGAGCACGAUUCGACGUCAUCGUCCGCGAUACCGCAGUACGGUCUACGUAAUACAGUGGACAUAGGCCAGCAACAGCGACGCCGCGAUAUGGAGACAAGUCCGGAGAAGGAUGAGCGCGGUCAGCGCUCGAUGUCAGCACCACCGACGGAAAGCUGGCAACAGCAACAGUCGCAACAGCCAGGUCAAGAACAACAACUACCACCGCAACCUGGUCAAGGUCAGAAAUUCGUGUCCCGAGUAGAUAUCACACCGCAGCACAAUCAGCAACGUGCGCAGUCGCCUAGUAAACCAGCUAGCAAUGUCCGACAUAUCCCCAUCUUCGUGGAGGGUCGCGACGUGCCGGUGAUGCCAAAGGUCGCGACAGACGACGCGCCGCCGUCCACCUUUCAACAGCGACAAUCGUCACCGCCGUCUCACCAUUUCGACAGAUCGUCACCGCCAGCGCAUCAUUUUCACAGACCCUCGCACUUUAACGAACGCUUCAGUCGACAGCAGUGGCCACCGUCGCAUUUCCAGGAUGCGUUUUAUAAGCCGUCAAGUUUUGAACAGCCAAUGCGGCGGCAAUUUCAGUCACAACAUCAGCAACCGCAAUACUAUUAUCAACAACCUCAACAUCAGCAACAACCUCAGUAUCACCACCCGCAACAGCCUCAACAGCAGCAACAGCAGCAGCAACCUCAGCAUUAUUAUGAGCAACAGCAGACUCAGCAAUCUCAACCUCAACCUCAUCAGGAACAACAACAGCAACAACAAGAAACUUCAAAACCAAAGCCUCCGGUGCCAAAGGAUCCUCUGGAGAGAGUCGCCCAGGUACAAAAAGAUGUGGAUGAUCUGGCCGAGCAGGUGCAACGUUACGUUGGUGAUUCUCGGCAGGACAAGGAGUAUAUGUACUUGGACGAGAUGUUGACGCGUGAAUUAAUCAAGCUGGAUGAUAUAGAGACGGAAGGUCGGGAGAACGUGCGGCAGGCACGUAAGAACGCCAUUAAGAGCAUUCAGGAUACCAUUAGCUUGCUGGAAACAAAAACACCAAUUGUCAAUCAACAGGAGCAACAACCCACCGUGCAUAAAAUGGCUCAGGAGUAUUCUGAGAAAGAUCAGCAGGGAAAAGAAAUCUCACACAUUUCUGAGCCGAUGGAGGUAGACACGAAGCAAGAGAAGCUUAGUAACGAGCCGAUACCGCUUCCACCGGUGCCGUCGUCGCCAACGAAGACGAAAGUAGAAUCCUCAGAAAGUGAAAGUGCGGCAACAGCUGUCGAAUCAGCAAAUCAAAACAUUAUUCCUACCGGACAGCAGAUUACCGAACAGAAAACAGAGAAUCCAGUUAUGCCUGUCGCAGAACAGCCUGUCGCAUUGACAGACGAAUCAACAAAAUGCGCGGUCGAAACAAGCAAGGAGUCCAAACCAAGUGAUGGAAAAGAUGAAAAACAACAAAAAGACGCGUUACAAACAAUAGAAAAUAAACACGAGACAUUAAAGCAGCAGACGAAGGAAAUGAUAGAGGGAAAAACGGAAAUGAAUGACGGCCAGCGGAGUUCAACAGAAUCGCCGAGACUGCAAAAGAAGGCAAAGAAGACCAAAAAGAAGGAGCAGCAACAGCAACCGGUAUCCGAGCAAGCAAUCCCGCUGCCACCACCACCAACGGAGAGCGCGAAGUAAAAACAGAACGUUGAGGAAGUGUCGUAUAGUCGAACGUGAAUCCUAACGUGGACACGACUCGACCAGAGUUGGCGGAUGAGUGUGUGUGUGUGUGUGUGUGUGUGUGUGUGUGUGUGUGUGUGUGUGUGAGAGAGAGAGAGAGAGAGAGAGAGAGAGAGAGAGAGAGAGAGUUUCGUGGGUCAUAAAGGAACGAGGAUCGACUAAAAAUGAAGUUCCUUGAAUCACAAUGGAACGCCGAGUGAUGGAAAGGAUAAAAAUGAAGAAGUUUUGAAGGACAUCGAAUUGUCGUAGAAAUCGCGAAAUGGUUUGAUUUGUAUUAAGACGCUGAAGACUGCUGUCUUUUCUUACUUUUUCUGAGUUUCCGAAUUAGAAUCAAGCUAAUCGCGUUUGAGCAACGAAUCCUUCAGUCACUCGUCAUUGCCUUAGGACGAAGCCUUCCUUUUUUAUAGAAUAAUCACGAGCGAACCGAAACGGUACCACCCAUAAGUUCGUUGACUUUCUCGGCCUUCGAUUUGAAGCUCUUAAGCACAUCCGCGUAUUCCAUUAUAUUUUUUCAAAGAAAGAAUCUUUUCUAAGAAAGAAUCUUUGUAGGAAUACGCGCAGCGGACGAAUUUUUCUCUCUGUCGAUAAUAUAUAAUCCUCAUCCGUCGAUAAUAUAUAAUCCUUUCUUCUAAUUUAUUUAUAAUUUGCGAGCUCGUGGAUGAUUGUGAGAUAAAUAGAAACUGCAUCUGACUUGUGUGAAAUGGAUUCGAAAUCGCGGGGAUAAGAUUCAAGUCUCGUUACGAGUCCGGGCGCGUAACUUCAAAGACAUCCUAUAAAAGGCCAGAUGUAGUUUCGUUAUAUAUUCACUUGUCGAGCAGACCAAUUUGCCACGUAAAUCGUGCCGCAGAAAUUAUUCAUCAAGCAAAUUACUGAUUAUACGUAAAGAAAAUACGUAAUUUUUUUUAGUUGUGAUCGCAGAAAAAGAUUAUAUUUGUAUUUUAUAAAAUAAUAUACGAAUAUAAAAAUCUUUUGUAAAGUUUGCACGAUUUGUUGAUUGGAUUCGAGUCAAAAUUUCGGUUUUUUUAAAUUUUGGCUCUUUACGACACAAUACAGGAAAAUUGAUCUGUUUGGAAGGUUUAUAACGACGUUAUACUCGGUACAGCAUCACGUAGAGCGUGCACGUGACGGCAGUGAUGACGAGUUAACAUUGAUUUCUAAUUUAUUGUAUGCCUGCCCGAGAGAUGAUUUCGUGUUCGCAAGUAUGUUUGUUGUUGACGCUAAUAAUUUUCUGCGUAUCGCGCGCACAUCUGCCGACAGAAAGUGGCACGGAUGUGUGUAAGAAGCAUGUGCACAUACAAACUUUAGAAUCAUGAAUAUUCGUCGAGAAUACCGAUGCCGUCCCUCGUUUCUUCCUACCUUCCUAGAUUUAUCAUUGGGAUGUGUUCCGCGACGUAAAUUAAUUUAUGCGUGUAUAAUUUAGUGCAAAUUAGAAUCCUCUUUUAACAGACAUUUAAAAGUUGCCAAAGUACAGAUUUUGCCUCAUAAGUGAAUGUUGUAUAUACAGAUUACGCGAUUUAUUUUCUAAAAACCAGCCAAAUAUUUUUUGUACGUAACUCUGGUUAAAACAUAUUUUUUGUAAAAUUUCUGCAUUCAGGAGGAUUCCGUAUAAUAUAAGAUAGAUUAUAAAAUCAAAAUUGGAAUCUGUCUCUAAACUAAAAAUACAGAUAUUUAAACAAAAAAUUUUAAAAAA